GGGGAGGCAACCGCUAUCUUUUUUUUUUUCCUUCUUCUUUUCUCUUUUUUCCAUUUGUACCAACGGGCACAACUGGCUCAGGCUUGUUACCGACCAGUCCAACUUGAAAUAGCGUUUUACUCGUUUUUCGUCUAAGCAGCCUGCAUCCUGGACAGUCGAUGAUUUCUUGGUGUCUAACACUAAACGUUUUGCAUACGCGAGUCUGGACGACUUGUGGCGGCUUUUGACAUGGACGAGGAGAAAAAUAAUUUGUCGACGAGUCAAUAAACCCACCAUGGAUAGCCUACAGGUCGUCCUCAUCUAAGGAAUGGGAUUUUGUUCUGCUUAAAGCGACAUGGUCGAAGGAGGAAACCCAGAGGUGAGAUAGGGGCGAAAACUGUUUAGAAAACAGGCGUUUUCACCUACAGAGGUGAGUUAUUUGGGAAGACGAGCGACAGAAAUAAAGAAGGCUUAAAAAAUAUUAACUGGGACGUAUGGAGCCAGGAAAGGCGGGAUGUGGCAUCACCCUCCGCUCUGAGUGAGUGUGGGCAGUGUCGAGCUGUUGGGGACAACCGGUGGUCGCUUCAGCCAGCCUCCCACCUUCCCGAAGCUAUUUUCCUCCAUAUGCUCGCCAAAUAUUUAAUAAUUUUUCAGUUUUCAAGUGCCUGUCCCUGCUCCUCUCUUUGACUCAAGUCUCGAAAUUAGGAAAAUAAAAGGGUGAAUCUAUAUUUAAAAAAAAAAAAAAGAAGAAGAAGUGGAGGAGAGACGGAAUAAGGCACCCAAGGAGCCGCCUAUAUGAAGAUGCUGAUGUGUGACCGCGGCGUCCAGAUGCUCGUGACGACGGUGGGCGCGUUCGCCGCCUUCAGCCUCAUGACCAUCGCCGUCGGCACGGACUACUGGCUGUACUCGCGCGGGGUCUGCCGCGUGAAGAGCAGCGGCGACAACGACACGAGCCGCAAGAACGAGGAGGUGAUGACGCACUCCGGCCUCUGGCGAACCUGCUGUCUGGAAGGAACAUUCAGAGGCGUAUGUAAGAAGAUUGAUCACUUUCCAGAGGAUGCAGACUACGAGGCGGAUGCUGCUGAAUACCUCCUACGUGCCGUUCGCGCCUCCAGUAUCUUCCCCAUCAUGAGUGUUGGUCUGUUGUUCCUGGGGGGGCUUUGUGUGGCUGCCAGUGAGUUUUACCGGAGCAGACACAAUGUCAUCCUCAGCGCAGGAAUCUUCUUCGUAUCUGCAGGUCUCAGCAACAUUAUUGGAAUUAUUGUCUACAUCUCAGCCAAUUCUGGAGAUCCAGGUCAGAGUGACAGCAAGAAGUCCUAUUCGUACGGCUGGUCCUUCUACUUUGGUGCCCUCUCCUUCAUAAUGGCAGAAAUGGUGGGCGUGCUGGCGGUGCACAUGUUCAUCGAGAAGCACCGCAAGCUGCGCGCCAAGUCCCGCACCGAGCUCAUAAAGAAGUCCGCCUUCAGCCGCAUCCCUUCCUACCGCUACCGAUUCCGCCGCCGCUCUAGCAUGCGCUCCUCCGAGGCCCCAAGCCGUGACGCGUCGCCGCUGGGGAAGGGCGGCUACACGGGGCCGGCCGCCUCCGAGAUGCCCAUGUACACGCUGAACCCGAGAGAAGCGGGCAAUGCGGGCGGCAAAGCGGGUAGCGGCAUGGGUGGGCUGCUCAACUCGGAGAGGGAUUUCCUCCAGAGCAGCACGCUCACUAAAGACUACAACAAGGACCCCAACCGCAGGACCACACCAGUCUGAGGGAAUCUGGCUGCAGAUAUCACCCAAUCAGAGUGUCAAAGAGGAAGAGGAGGAGAAAUCCAGUGGAAUUCCAAGCAAACAAACAGGAAUAUGAAGGGUUGUGGGAUUGGGAAGGGGUGUGAUUAACCCUGACUGUGAACUGUGAAAUUUUUAGCCUUUGAACUGUGAAUCCUUUGCGCUCUGAGAGUAUCUUAGUGUGUAGCAGGGUGGGUUUUGAUGGAGAAGUUCUUCCCAACAUUCAUGUACGCCUGAUACACCUUAAAAUUACAUCUGUAGCCGCUUACAAAUGACAGCUGUAGCAAUUUAGGUUCAUAAUUUUCCUGUUCAUAAACUGACUUUCUGACAUUUUUAAGGGGAAGAGAAGAAGACAUGCAGAGUUGUUGCUUGGAACAACUUCUCCUGACAAAUCACAACUAAUGUGAAAUUGAUAAAAAGACAGAAGAGAAGAGAAAACGUGUGAUCUAUGAUCUUCACACCUCUCUCCUGUCAUUUUGGGUAGCAGUAGAGCUGGAGGGGAACAGUGAACUUUCUAAAUGUGAUAUUAAAUAGUGAGAAAGUUAAACUUAUCACAAGGCUUAAUUCAGUUUUGGAUCGGCUGAGUUCAGAAGAGAAAAGAAAAUCUGUGCCAUUGACAUUUGUUGAAGUGAUUAUUUCUACAUUUGUUUACUUGUUUCAUAUGAACUGACUUCAAACUGAGCUGAAACUGAAUUGAGCUGAUUCCGUGAUUCCUAGAUUUGCCCGAGGCUGACUGCAGAUCAGCUGCUGGAGAGUGAGCAGAAAAGGUGACUCAACAAAUCUUAACGUUCGAUCCGUUGGUGCUUCCUCUCAGCUGUGUUUUUUCUGCCACUUCUUGAGUUACUUUCUUUUGUACCUAAAAAAAAAAAAAAAAAUCCACACGACCAGAUAUCUGUCUGUCUGCCUUCACAAAUCACCUUUCGCCUUCCAUGUUUUUCCGUGUGGCCCCAUACUUCACCUCGCUGACACCCUCCUCUCACCCUAUCUUCCCUGUACUUAAGGCAACAGUAGAUUUAGCUUUUGUCUUCCUUGUAGAGUAGUUAGGUUUUCUGGAUGUUAUUAUUUCAGGGUAACAUGAGGGAUGGAGUCAGUGUAAGGGAGACCGCUGAGCUGUGAAGUAUACAUUAAGGCAGUGCCAAAACAAAAACAAACAAAAAAAUUUGCACAUACCGAACUAGAAAAGGACCUUUUGUGUCUGCCCGCUACCUCUCCUGCCAAUAUCUUUAAUUCAACAUGACGUUGUUUCUGCUAGAGCAACUGUAAAAGCUUCAGCUGCAUAAGUGAAAAGAGACAGAAAUGCUCCUUUCAUUGAAUCCAAUGGAGUGUUUUGUAUAAUAGGACUUAAAAUGUAUCCAUCUGUAAUUGCAGCAGCAUAAUCUCACGCUGCAAAAUUUCGGAAAACCCAACCUUCAAUUCUCAUAUAUUUAUUCAGUUGGGGAAAAAUUGUGUUAUUAUUGUUUUUAUAAAAUUGUUAAUUGCUCUCCACAGUAUCUGUGAUGAUGUGGGUCUGUUUUUCUUCCAAACGACCUGGGCAUCUCAUAAGAGUGCAUUGCAUCAUGAACAGAAAAAGCUGCCGAAAAUUUGACUUUCUAAAAAAAAUUUACUAGAUUAUGCUACUGCGGUUAGAGAUGAACUUUAUUUUAAGGUUUUUUUUUUUUUAAAAUACUUUUGCCGGGGAUGCCCAUCGGUAAGGCCAGAUCUGAACAGAUGUAAUCCAUCACAACAUCCAAAAACGCGCUGCUUUCAUUUAAACAUGUUGCCCCAAUGCCUCCUGUGUAAACAUGCUGUUUUAGUAAUAAUGUUUGCAAAGGACUGAAGUUAUUCUACAUCCCAGCAUUUUGGGAAACAUGUUUUAAAUCAUUCCCGAAGACCUCUGAGAGAAUCUAUAAAUAGCAUUUAAAGGCAAAUUUGACAAUUUAGCUAUAGAAAAUACAAAGACUGCUGCCUGAUUUCAUCUAGAUAGGUCAGAGUGCUCAGUUAUCAGCAGCUGUGUGAGGAUUGUGUUAAUAAAAUGUUUAAUAAUGCCAACUAACUGAUAAAAAAAAAAAGGUGUCUGUGCCAGUGAGACUUUAUCAAGUCCUUGAAAAGAACAAGAAGAUUUAUAUUGCCUCUAAGUCUUCUAGCAUUUACUAAUUUGUCUGUACCGUUAUUGCUGAUAGCAGGUGUGAAAAGAAAAAGAAGCCAUAAAAAAAGUGGGAAGAGAAAAAGAGUUGUUUAGACAGAUCAUACAGCGCUGUGCUAAAAUAGUAUCCCACUCACAGAUUUCUGAUAUUUUUUUGUUUUUUGUUAUUAUUAUUAUUAUUUUAUGUCUGACAAAUUAACUUGAGUAAAUACAUAAUGCAGUUUUCAGAUGACCCCCUCCGGUGGUAGUGUGAUGGUCUGGGAUUGCUUUACCUGUUGCUUAAUCUGAACCGACCUGAAACAUAUCCACUUAUAAAUCACUCAAUAAAAAGAGAGGGCUUCCACUGUCCUCGUCAAAGUUCAGAUUUA
Molecule: messenger RNA, 4233 nt
Organism: Xiphophorus couchianus (Monterrey platyfish)
Lineage: Eukaryota; Metazoa; Chordata; Actinopteri; Cyprinodontiformes; Poeciliidae
Gene: cacng3b
Product: calcium channel, voltage-dependent, gamma subunit 3b
Exons: 4
Coding region: 775-1728 (317 amino acids)
Biological process (GO): neurotransmitter receptor internalization; postsynaptic neurotransmitter receptor diffusion trapping; positive regulation of synaptic transmission, glutamatergic
Cellular component (GO): AMPA glutamate receptor complex; postsynaptic density membrane
Molecular function (GO): channel regulator activity; voltage-gated calcium channel activity
Source: RefSeq, a predicted model, not a curated record